CGUCGUCGGAGUCUGACAGUCUCGCUGACCUCAGUGUGGCAUUAGGGAGUGACGUGCGAGGUGAUGUUACUACGUGGUUCCUGAACUCUCGGAUACGCCUUCGCCCUCGCUUGCUCCCACGUGGGUACGCCCAACCAUCCUGCUGACAGGACCAGCCCCUACUCUUUGUGGUGGAACCCGAUGGUAGACAACUUGCCCAGGAUGUCGAAUUACCGGAGCAUUGUGGAGGAAUCCCUUCGUCUUUAGUACUAUUGCCCGUGUGACAGUGAGAUGUAUUAUGAGAGAUAGGCGAGUCUCUCAUAGUUGUGGGAAUAGGCCUAUAGCUUUGGUGUGUGUUUUUUUUCUUUUUUCUUACGCCUUUCCUUCCUAACCGAGUGAGCGGAUCUGUGAUGAAUUUUCAUGAGGCAACACUGUAAAUUGAUGAAGAAAUAUUAUUUGGAAGAGAACUAUCGAAGUUUAUAUCAAUAUAUUCAAGAUACGAAAGAGAGCGAAGCACUGUCUCCUCUCUAUGGAUCCACUAGAGCAUAGGGAUCAGGACGAUGUCUUGUCCGAAGCGAGACAGAGAAAGGGGGAUACUCUAGUGUUGCAAAAGCGUUUCGAAGCGCCCAGAAUAAAACUCAGUCGAAAUGAACGCGCCCUUUGAGACUCGCCGAGGAAUCGAAGCGCACGAAGGAAAAUCCGAUAACCGGAAGACGUGACGGGACUUUUCCAGCGAUUCCCCGACGGGAAUGUUCGAAAACAUGAUUGACUGACGAGGCGCGCUGGAAAGUUGUCGAAUACAUCAGAUUUGUUGGAGUUUGAAGGUACCGGUUGAAGUUGUUUUCCAAGUAUCUGACGGCAAAAAUCGAGAGGGAGAAAAGCAAAAAUCUUACUUGUUGGACUUAAACAUAUCAGUUACGGGGGCAGAUGUGUAACGUUUAAAAAGAGAAGUAUUUAAUGUUGGAUAUAUCCGGCAGUUGAGACAAAAGGAUAUUGUGUCAGACAACUGGCAGGAAAUUAAAAAAAAAAAGAAGAAAAGAAAAUCAUGACUUCCGACGAGGAGCCGACGGUCUUCAUCGAAACGUGUUCCGAACAAUUCGCGGAGCUCCUCCGAACGACACGUGACUUGGCGUCCAGUUUCAGGAUACCAAUUACUCGAAGGCGAUAAUAAAGCAAGAGGGGGCCCUGGCGUGGAGAUGAUAAUAAUGUCCGCCCUGAUCAGUGGACUUGGGGCGGCGACGGCGGCGGACGGCCGAAAGUGUCUCAUCCUCUCGGAGCAUUUCGCCGUUCGUUGAUUCCGAAACAGCCGCGCCCGCGCUAUCGUCCGGUAUAGGCGGGCACGAGCGUAUAUACCCACUUAGUACCCAGCGAACGGACCAUCCGAGAGAGAAGAGGCAGUACAGCAGCAGCAGCAGCAGCAGCUCGGUUUGUCGCCCCCCUCGGCGGCUCGUCAGUGUCAGUCAGGAUGCCGUACCAGGGCGAGCGUGAUAAGGGACCCCGAAAAUUCAAAGCAGAUGUCAGGUACCUGAAGAAAUUGCCCGGAGUUCUCGUCGUCAUACAGUUGGUAUGUUGCGCCCUGGGAUUCUUCCUGUCCCUGGGGGCGUCCUUCGUCUGGAGGGGGACGGCGGGACAGUCCUUCUUCACCUUCAUCGUCUUCGUAGCGAGCCUGGGCUGCUUCGUGUGGCUGGUAGUCCACGUCUUUCAACUCUAUACGCUGACGAACAGGACGGUCAACUGGAAUAUAAUGGGCAUCGUGCAUAACGGGGUUUUUGGAUUUUUCGUCAUGAUUGCCAGCUGCGUGAUGAUCGAAGUGGCCUCCGAGGCUAGACCUCUGAGGGCAGCGGGAGUCUUCGGCUUCCUGGGAUUCACGGGUUUCCUGAUGGCGCUCGCCUGGGAGGUGAUGAUGUGGCUUAAGAACCGCGACCCGGGUAUUGGCUUCAACACCGCCACCGUCGUCGAGGGACCGAAACGACCGGAGAGCCUACACAGCAUCGACGGCGAAGUGAACUUGAGGGACGAGAUCGCUUCCAGAGAGGACCACGAGACGGAUGCGGCCGUUGGAUUCGUGGGGAUGAAGGCUCGUCCUGUGUCUUCCUUCAUCCAGGAGCCAAACCAAAAUGGCGAGGUCACCACACCAAUGCUCUACGCGCCUGGAAACGACGACGACGACGAAGCUCCCAGACCGAAGAGAGCGAGUGCCAUCUCGGAGAAGUCAGAGGCCUCCUCUAACAGUUCUUCAGUGCAAGGGGAAUGGCAGACUCCCUCCUGAGAGUCCAUAUUGCAGGAAAACUUGUACUGUAUAGCUUUAAACAGGACUUUCCGAAAGCAUUACGUUGCUCAGAUCUACGUGAUCACUGAGUUGCUGGGAGAGGUGCUCUAACAGUUUUGAGAGGGAAGUCUGCACAUUUGCUCAUAACUUUUCCAUGUGUAUAACCAUAAAGACUUGUAUUGUGAUGAACCAAGUGAAAGAUUUUGGUGCAAAAUCAUCAUAACGGAAUUUGAGACUAUCAUUGUGAUCUUGUAUAUGUCCAAUACUUGGCCUUGAAGACGUACUGCAUAUCGACCUCAUGUUGUCCCUAAUUAAUCAAGAUAUUUUCGCUUUUUUAUGAUGUCUGUUUCAAAUUCCGUUCUACCGCGGAAAAUUUUGUGUGCGUGGAAAAGACAAGUCGCCAUAGAUAUAAGGCAAAGGUAACUGACUGUUAAAUAGUGAGUGCCAUUAUUGUGUCAUCUAAAAUAUAUUAUCUACUGGAAUAAAAUUGGUGCUAAACCCAUCUCAUGAAAACUGAAGAAAUAAAAGUGAAUGACCAGCAAAUCAAAAUUGUAUCAACUUGAUUGACAUAUGAAUAAAAUAAGUCCCGAAAUAUUUUUGCUCAUUAUUAAGUAGCUCUGGAUUUUCAACCGAUCGCCAAACGUAUUGACUUGUGAGCCCAAGCAAACAGGAAAUUUCUAUAAGCCUAGCAUCCUUUUGCACAGAUUGUAAGACCUUUUCGGUACCUAAAGAUAUUUGAAACCGAUUGACGAUGUAUGCAAUGCUAUUCAAAGUAAAGCUAAACUGUCAAAGAGAACUUGCGAUUCAAAUGUCACGGGAAAAUCGUAAUGAUAUGCAGCAGUUCACUGGCCACAAGUUCGUUAGAAUUUCCAGAAUAAUUUCAAACCUCUGCAUCAUCAGUUCAAGUCUGACAUUUAAUGACAAAUGAACAAUGAUACAGUCAGAUUUUUUAGUACUCUUCAAAAGUAAUACAUAUAAUGAACAACGACAGAAUUGCCCAAAUGAAACUGACCAAUAAGCUUAGAGACUAAUGUGAUUCGUGUCCAUUAUUUGAAAUUCGACGCAUGCGCGGUGAGAUUCCCACCAUUAUGCCACCUCAAGUUCCCUUAUUAGACCGACAUAGAAGUGAAACAUUAAAGCUUUUAUAUGUAUUACCACAAACAGUUUUCUUAAGUGCACCCGAUGUGCGAUGCUUUCGACAAGUGAUGGAGAAUCAAUCAUUUCAGCAUAAUGUUGCAUCUCGUAAUCUCUGCCCGUAACCAUAUCCAGCUCCAAGUGGCCUCGAGUAACCGUUGACUGCCAGGUUUUGAAACCGCCUUGAGCAAUGAGAUCUUCCGGCAUUCCUUGGAAAUAUUGGGGAAUCAUUUUUCUUUGUCUUGUUUUUUGUAAUUGACUUUUAGAUCUUAUCAGUCGCUUUUGGUGUUUAAAUAUCCCGUGGAAGUGUUGUCAGUUUUGUAUUGAAGCAGAAGACCACCUUAGGACUUUUUCAAGAUUCGUGUUUAGAAAGAGUAGGUAGUACUACUACGUCGCGGCGUCGUCGUGGAUUUAGUGAGGACUAUAGCGUGAUUUAUUUUGAUAACGUAGAGUAUAGGUGACCAUAGUGAAUACAUCUCUUGUACUUUUUGAAUGAUCGGAUGGAGUAAUGGCAUAGAUAGCUGGAAAUUCAUGUCAACUUUUUCAACACUGCAUUUGCAGUGCGAAUGAACACGUCGAUGGAGUUAGGGAUCACAGUUUUGAUCUGCAUUGUUUGAUGGUGUGCUCUUGUCUUUCAGAGAACCUUUGAUCCACUUUCUGCCGAUUUUCGUCGAAGAAUGAGCCACUCACGGUGUUUAUGGUUGUAGUACGUAUUCCAUUUUAAAAGAAUGUUCUUUGUGGAAAAUGCGAUUGUCACCUGAAUUGCGUGGCAUUCCAGAAUCCAGAACACGCAGGCUGAAAUAGAAAAACAAAAUUUCUUCUUUGAGGUCAAAGUAACCUCCCUGGAUUAACUUAGAAUUUAAUUUUUUUUUAACUUGCAAUAACGAGCCAUUUUGCCGCGAGUUGGCAUCUGGUGCUAAAUUACCUUCAUGACCUUGGUAUGUAGUAAAUGGGUUUUGACCGUAAAUACUUUACACCCACCCAUCCUAUGAAGAUCAUGAUAUGAAUCCGGUUUUAUUAGAUCAUAACUUCUUUUGUUUAUUGCACGAGGUGUCAAAAUAAGAGAGGUUUCGUUUCUAAAUAAAACGAAAAGAUAUUGUAAUCUUGUCCUUGAGGUAAAUCACCAUACUGUAAACACUUGCUCUAAUUUGUUUUAACUGUUAGUUGGCAACACAUGUCCACUUCAGCUCCUCAAUAAUAACUUGAAAGAUGAGACGUGUUUUUAUUUUAUUUACUUAUUUAUUUUUUGUUUUUGUUUUUGGUUUUUCAAGCUGUUGUACUUAAACAAUAUUUUAGUAUGAAAUUUGACGACGUUUUCAUACUUAUCCCUUAGAAAUCAACACCUGUUGAUAAUCCAGAGGUUGCUGCUGCUCUUCUGUUUCUCGUCUAAGUGUUUAAACUAUUCUCUUGUUUAUCGUCUCCAGAUGUGUUCCAAUUUUCGACUUGGCGGAAACGAGUUAUCACAAACUUCGCCAAAUUACAUAAAUUCCUCAACGGAUACCAAACUCAUUUUCCUUGCGUUUUGUUUUUCUUUUUAUGUUCUUAUAUUCAGUAUCAUUUCCUGUAUGUGUACGUAAACAAUUGUGUUAAAUGUUGUUUGGAGUAAGAAUUAUUCCGAUUUAGUCGACGCAGCUGUUAGAAAAUGACAAAAAAAUGCAGGAAUUUUCAUACAUUUAGUGAUUGAACAAUGUUAGCCAGACUUGCCUGCGAAGACCAGAUAUAAAUAAUCUGCUUAAUUUAUUAUUAUUAUUAUUAUGAUUAUUAUUAUUAUUAUUAUUAUUAUUAUUAUUAUUAUUUCGUGAUUUGAGCAAUGU
Macrobrachium nipponense is the source of this 5196-nucleotide messenger RNA. RefSeq names its product CKLF-like MARVEL transmembrane domain-containing protein 4. NCBI's taxonomy places the organism in Eukaryota, Metazoa, Arthropoda, Malacostraca, Decapoda, Palaemonidae. The transcript is spliced from 7 exons. The coding region runs from base 1445 to 2248 and encodes 267 amino acids. The record is from RefSeq and is a predicted model, not a curated record. Gene Ontology annotation, cellular component: membrane.